UUUUUAAAACAGCCCCAAUCCAAACAAGGGUGAUAUCUCCGAAGCGUCUGUCCGGUUUCCCAAGCUAACAGAGAACUCACGAAACCACAAACCCUCUCUUAUCGCCUUCUUCCUUCCUCCCACAAACUCAACCGUUGUACAAUUCACCGACAACAGACAAGAUCCGCCCAUCUAUUGUUGAUAUGCUGUACUGAUUAUGCUGGAAGCAUGGUGAAAUCAGAAGGCAAAGUUGCGUAUUCUUCGCUUGCUAAUUUGGAAAAGGACAAUGUGAAAUUUCAGUUUGUUGAAGACGAAGUUGAUGAGGAUUCAUGGGGGAGAUUCCCAGAAGAUUCCCAGUGCGCGGGGCAAAAUUAUCUCUGUGGGUACCCUUCGAUCGAAUCUGAUGAUGUAUUGGAUAGGGGAUACGAUUCUGGUAAUGACCCAUAUAACUUCCUGCCACAAAAUCGUCCUCCUGAGGUCAAUUUAAAAAAUGUCUUGAGUGGGCUAGUUGCUAUUGUAACUGGGCAGAAUAAAGGUCAUGAUUCAGAUGCAGUUCCUCAGUUGCCUAGUUCUGAUGUUUCAUUUCUUGGAUCUAAUAAGAAUGGAGAUACUUUCUUGCACUCAUCAGUUUACAUACCAAGUGCUCCCCCACUAGUUGAACCAAGUGCGUUUAACUAUAGUGCUUACAAGGAUGUGUUGGAAGCUGAGCCUCCAGAGUGGCUCCCAGACAGUUCUACAACGGUUUGCAUGCAGUGUACUGCGCCUUUCACGGCAUUUACUCGUGGAAGGCAUCAUUGUCGGUUUUGCGGAGGGGUUUUUUGUAGGACAUGUACAAAAGGGAGGUGCCUGUUGCCCAUGAAGUUUCGGGAGAAGAACCCCCAGAGAGUGUGUGAUUCCUGCUAUGAUAGGCUUGAUCCAGUGCAAGGCGUUCUCAUCAACACUAUCAGCAAUGCUGUGCAGGCCGCAAAGCAUGAUGUUAUGGACUGGACUUGUACGAGAGGUUGGUUGAACCUUCCAGUGGGUUUAUCCAUGGAGUAUGAGAUAUACAAGUCAUCAAACACAUUGAGGACAUAUGCACAGGUUGCUCGGUUGAAUCCUGAGAGGUCCAUACCUGGUGCAGUUCUCAAAGGAGCCAAAGGUCUGGCAAUAUUAACGGUUGCUAAAGCUGGGGUGCUGCUUACGUAUAAACUUGGUACUGGCCUGGUGGUUGCACGAAGGUCUGAUGGUUCAUGGUCUGCACCAUCUGCUAUAAUAUCAGCCGGUUUGGGAUGGGGUGCGCAGAUUGGAGGCGAGUUGACGGACUUCAUUAUUGUGCUACAUGACUCUAAGGCUGUGAAGACAUUUUGCAGCCGCAUGCAUUUUUCUCUUGGUGCUGGUUGCAGUGCUGCAGCUGGUCCAGUUGGGAGAGCUGUGGAGGCAGAUCUUCGAGCUGGAGAGAGAGGUUCUGGCAUAUGCUAUACUUACAGUUGUAGUAAAGGUGCAUUUGUGGGAGUCUCGCUUGAAGGGAACAUCGUCACGACACGGAUGGAUACAAAUCUCCGAUUCUAUGGGGAUCCUUACGUUACUACAGCUGACAUCCUUCUUGGGACAGUGGAGAGACCCAAAGCUGGAGAACCCUUGUAUGCUGCACUCAGAGACCUAUAUGAAAGCUUUCCACUACGCUUGAAAGGAGUCCAUGAUUAAAAUGGUGAGAUGUGUUGGCUCUUGCAGUCCCUUGUUCAUACUGGAAGAAAUGUGAAGUAUUCGGUUUAAUAGGGUAGAGGAAUGUGCUUUUGAACCAGGAUAAUAGCUUCUCUCCCUUGUACAUAAACAAUAUACUUGUACAUAAAUAGCGGUUGCAAUAUACUGUUAUGAUUCUGAUAAUUUGGAGUGGAUUUUCAUGGUAUGGAUAUUUAUCAGAUAUACUACUAGGGUAUGACGGAAUGGGUAAGUGCUAAAAUUGGUUAUUGUUGCUGUAGAUGACUUCUAAUGUGGCAAACGUUGCAGGCUGGCUGAGUUAGCAGCAACUCUCCUGUAGAAAAAUAGGAACAUAACAUGAAAAUGCAGCAGUUCUGGUAUGGUUCUUUCAAUAGCAUGGACAUCAAGCUGUUGAAACUGUAGGUAGAGAGCUUAGGAAUAGCGUGUUCCUGUCUCAUGAACAUUUUCAUUUCUGUUAAUGAAAAAAAGGUGAUAAUAUUUGAGUGA
Molecule: messenger RNA, 2163 nt
Organism: Nicotiana attenuata
Lineage: Eukaryota; Viridiplantae; Streptophyta; Magnoliopsida; Solanales; Solanaceae
Exons: 5
Coding region: 208-1662 (484 amino acids)
Molecular function (GO): metal ion binding; phosphatidylinositol binding
Source: RefSeq, a predicted model, not a curated record